AUGCUCGGAACAAUCACAGCAGAGCAUGCCAGAAAGGACAUAGAGUCCGCAAAAGCAACAGGAUUUGAUGGAUUUGCACUGAACAUUGGCGACCCAACGGCCUCUUUCAUCGACACAUCCCUCGGAUAUCUCUACGACGCAGCAGACUCAAUCGGUGGCUUUGGCCUGUACGUUUCCAUGGACGUCUGGGCAUCUGGCGACGCUUGCUGGCAUGGGCGUGACUCGUGCAAUGGGCCCCUGGACUACCACUGGAUCUUCCAGAAGUACAAGGGUCGUGCAUCCUACUAUCAGUGGAAUGACCUUCCCGUCAUCAGUACGUUCUCCGCUGCAGACUUCGACAAUGUCAAGUGGAACAAGUGGAAAAAGACUUUGGCGAACGAGAUGUUUUUCAUCCCCGACUUCGAUAAGACCACGGGCUACUACGAAUCUCAUCCUGGGUGGUGGGAAUACUGGGGAGAUCUUGUGGACGGGCUUUUCAGCUGGGAGUCCGCAUGGCCCGAGAGAGACGGUUAUGGCAGCAGGAGCCCUGGGGACGUCUCUCUGGACCUCAGCAUUGCCCAAGGCGCCCACAACCACAGCAAGCUCUAUAUGGUUCCUUUGAGCUUUCUGCAGUACAAGAACUCUUACAACGUCUCGGUGUACCGCGCCGGUCUUCAUGCUCUUCCGAUGCGUAUGAAAGGAAUCCUCGACCAGAUGGACCAGGCCGACUUUGUCCAGUAUUUGACGUGGAACGACGGGCCCGAAAGCCAUUACAUUGCGGAACUAUGGUCGGAACAAAAUAGCGACGCCCAACCAUGGCUGUACAUGAACCAGAAAAUGUUCGAUCACACGGCGCUGCAACCUCUCAUCGCUUCUUUCAACCACGCCUUCAAGAGCCGCACCGAUUCAACCAGUAUGACUCCGCAAAAUGGAGCUGUUGCCGUUGGCGCGAUGUGGCAUCGGCCAAUGACCGAUGACGCAGUUUGCAAUCCUGUGGUGAAAACCAUAUACACUUCACGCCCUUCAGGCUCUGAAGACUACUACAGUCGCAACAUGGCGUACUGGAGUGUCGUUCUCAAGCCGGGACUUCCCAGCGGCUACAAGAUCUCCAUCCAGGCAGGCGAGGAGGAGCACACACAGGUUCUUACGUCUGGACUCAACUACGGCAAUGGUGCCGGCAAUAUUCAAGCCGGGAUUCAGACGAUGAAGCUUCUUGACCCUGCGGGGAAGACGAUCAUGUCGGCUAGGUCCAAACGAUGCGUUUCGUCAGGAUGUCCGCAAGGCAUUUACAACUUGAACUACCUUGUCACUGCUUUCGAAGAUGGAGCUAGCGAUUCAACUUGCCAGCCGAUCGGAACCGAGGUGAUGCCCAUGAACGCUGUCAAGGAGCUCGAGAUACCCAGCUGUGGCAGUGACAAGAAUCAUUGGCUUUGCCAAAUUUGUAACGCCUCCGACAUAUCGAUUUUCGAAAAAGCAUCCGUCAAGUGGGAAGCUGGGAAAACCGACAUCGCGCUACAAGAUUUUCAGACAUGGUGGAAGAAGAAGAAGACUGCCAUCCAAGCAUCCUACGAGAACGGCACUUGGUCGCAAGGAGCGGCAGGGUAUUUCCGCUUCGAUGAGCAGUUUGUUUGCGACAACAGGGAUUUUCUUGGAUGCAUCGCCGACGUGGGGUGUAAGAUAAACGACCCGUGGACUAUCGCAGGCUCAAACAUCUUGACAUCCAUGAGCCGGAUCAACAAUGUCUUCAAUGCUUGGCUGACCGCGAUUGACUCUGCCACGAGUCAAGCGACUACUAUGAAGAACACCUUUCUGGAAAAGUUUGUGUACGACCCCACCAAGGACAUCACCACACAAAUGAACACUUGGAUCUUGACCCAAGUUUUCGAUGCUGUUGGAGGUGGAAUUUUCAACCGACUUUCCAACAUCAUCGGUGAGAGCACCGUUGCUGAAGAAGCUUGGAACUCUAUGUACAGCCUUGCCCAAGAGCAAAUGACGAAAGCUCUGGAAAAGGCCGAAAAGGACAAGAUGACGACAAUCACCGAUAUCGAGAGCAUGAUCGUUAAUAUCCACGACAUUCAAACAUCUGCAGUUGAAGCAAUCAGGUCCGCCUACUUCAACGAGAAUGACAUCUCCUUUUUCGCCUCACAGGUCAAAAGCGGGAUGUGGAUUAAGAGCUCCAUCCUCGACACUUUGGACCUUUCGAAGGCGAUGAAGCAAAUAUUCUUCGGCAACCUCAUUCAGAAGGCCUGGUAUUCCAACCCCACAAGUGAACCGGUCAUCAUUAUGGUCGAGGAUGAUGCUUCCGACGUCAACCCCUUCGCCUGGAAGGGUGGAGCAUCCGGCCAGCCUGAGACGCUUGACAAGGACGAUGUCAACGCUGCUCGUUUUGUCAAAGAUGGCAAGACAUUCUUCCUUGUCGGGGCUACCAACUGCCAGCAAUGGAAGACUGCUGAUGGAACGAAUGAGUACACGUGUGACCAGGACGCGUUUCAGGGGCUGCAAGGCAUUUCACAGCUCAAGAGCGAUGCUUCGGAGUGGGGAGGCCUCACCAAGGACAGCAUUGUGACCAGUGUGUGGGCAGGCUACAAGUUGAAUGGCAACGCCAACGGUUACAACAUCAGUGCGAAUACGGACAACUCACAGAGGGACUCGAAUGGAAACAAGCAGCUGACCAUGUACCCGAGCGGAGCAGAGACUCCUGGCGUGUUCUCGAUUCCAAUCUGUGACUACAAGACUGCUUACCGCAACUUUGCAGCCGUUGGAGGAUGGAACUAG
This is a messenger RNA of Colletotrichum siamense, 2754 nucleotides long. RefSeq names its product Mutanase (gene Mutanase-6). The record is from RefSeq and is a predicted model, not a curated record. The transcript is spliced from 8 exons. Gene Ontology annotation, molecular function: glucan endo-1,3-alpha-glucosidase activity. Lineage: Eukaryota; Fungi; Ascomycota; Sordariomycetes; Glomerellales; Glomerellaceae. The coding region runs from base 1 to 2754 and encodes 917 amino acids.